AUGGGGGACAGCAAAGUUGAAGGCAAGGCUCGGACCAAGGAGGCGACUAAUCCCAACGAGUUCCGCCUUGCUCUGUGGCCGACCGAUAUCCUUGACAAAGAGUUGGCCGGAGAGGAAGACCAAAAUCAGAGCCAACCAAUUUCUCCAGAAGUGAGGCAGCACGGCGUGGCAGAGACGAGCAAGAGUGGCGCACCAUCCGUCAAAAUCAGCAUGAACUUGAAUAUUGAUAUGCAACUUAAGGCUAAGAUUAAGGGCAGGGUCGAACUAUCCAUUCUUGGCGGAAAGAAAUAA
This is a messenger RNA of Clonostachys solani, 291 nucleotides long. The record is from the annotation of a GenBank genome assembly. Lineage: Eukaryota; Fungi; Ascomycota; Sordariomycetes; Hypocreales; Bionectriaceae.